CCUGUGGGAGUCCAGCAUCCUUAAUCUCCUGGCCACCUGCUGGCCCCUCCUCCUCUUUUGCAUAGCGUGGGAAACCUGCCGGGGAGGUCUUAGACUUUCCGUGCUCCAGCUGAAGCCACCUCCCCCCCCCACCUCUGUCCUCGGGCUAGGGCUGCAGGUGUCUCGAGUCACGUCUGCAAGCGGCAGCUGAUUGAUGAUUAAGCCGAGGGACACAAGGUGACCUCAGGCCCGAGUCCCGCCUCCGGGCCUCAGUUUCCUCCUCCCCCUUUACUUCCGAGGUCCGCAAAAGACCAGCUUCCUCCGUAGUGACUCAGUUUCCCUUCCUGGGUCGGUAGGUCCUGGACUGACGACGGUGAGCGGGGGGCGUUUACUAUUCAGUGUCACGCCUGGGCGGAGCCACGCCCCUCCUCGCGCUAUUGGCGGGGCCCACUUGGGGCGUGGCUGUUGGCUCGCCCCGCCCACCCUGCACUAUAAAAGCAGCGCCGGCGGCGCGUGGUAGGGGACUUUCUGGCGGGGGUCAGCGAAUGUUUCUGCGUCCGCUAGGCGAGUUUGCGUCCCGAGGCUGCAGCGUCUGCACCUUGCGCCGUCGGGUUGCCGGUUUGAAGCCAGGGCCUGCGUGUGGUGCGUUCACGGCCCAGGGCACGAUGCUGUUUGACAAGGUGAAAGCGUUCUCGGUGCAGCUGGAUGGUGCGAUCGCGGGCGCCGAACCCGUGUUCAGCGGUGGUCAGACCGUGGCGGGACGAGUGCUGCUGGAGCUGGCGGGCUCGGUGCGCGUGGGUGCCCUGAGGCUGCGCGCGCGGGGCCGCGCCCACGUGCAUUGGACCGAGUCGCGCAGCGCUGGCUCCAGCACCGCGUAUACGCAGAGCUAUAGCGAGCGCUGGGAGGUCGUGAGCCACCGCGCCACGCUACUGGCACCAGACACCGGGGAGAUCACCACGCUGCCCCCUGGUCACCAUGAGUUCCCGUUCAGCUUCCAACUGCCCCUGACCCUGGUGACAUCUUUUGAAGGCAAGCACGGCAGUGUCCGCUACUCCAUCAAGGCCACCCUCCACCGGCCCUGGGUCCCAGCACGCCGGGCAAGGAAGGUGUUCACUGUCAUUGAGCCUGUGGACAUAAACACACCUGCUCUGCUGGCACCGCAGGCCGGAGCCCAGGAAAAGAUGGCGCGAUCCUGGUAUUGUAACCGCGGCCUCGUCUCCCUCUCGGCCAAGAUCGAUCGCAAAGGUUACACCCCAGGAGAAGUCAUCCCGGUCUUUGCUGAGAUCGACAACGGCUCCAAGCGACCUGUGCUCCCUCGGGCGGCCGUGGUGCAAACACAGACCUUCAUGGCGCGCGGCGCGCGGAAGCAGAAACGCGCGGUGGUGGCCAGUCUCUUGGGAGAGCCGGUGGGCCCAGGACGGCGGGCGCUGUGGCAGGGCCGGGCGCUGCGGAUCCCCCCUGUGGGUCCCUCCAUCCUUCACUGCCGAGUGCUGCACGUGGACUAUACGCUUAAGGUGUGUGUGGAUAUUCCGGGCACAUCCAAGCUGCUCCUGGAGCUGCCGCUGGUCAUUGGCACCAUCCCCCUGCACCCUUUCGGCACCCGGUCAUCCAGCGUGGGCAGCCACGCGAGCUACCUGCAGGACUGGGGACUGGGGGCCCUGCCUGAGCUGCGGGAAGCCCCACCUGAGUACUCAGAGGUGGUGGCAGACGAGGAGGUGGCCUCCGGGCAAAGCCCGUUCCCCCUGCUGCAGGACCCUGCCAUGAGCCUGGAAGGGCCCUUCUUCACCUACAUCCAGGAAUUCCGCUACCGGCCGCCUCCCCUGUACUCCGAGGAGGAUCCAAACCCACCCUCCGAGGCCCCGAGGCCACGCUGCAUGACCUGCUGAGCCGUAAAGAACACCUCGAGGGACGAGGGACGAGAGUAUACACGUAUUUUCAGCCACUGGGACCGUGAGAAGCAGCCAGACCAAGAACUCCCCAGCCUGACUGCAUUGAAGUCAGGGAGAUCGAGUCUCAGGAUGGGACGGGGCUGUUCGGAUCCCACACAUGACAGAGAACAGAGCUAGGCCUGAAUCUCUAUCCGGACUGGCCGUCAUGAGUCAUGGAACGCCUGGCACAAGAUCUGGGAGACUGUUAAAUCUCUUUGUACUCAGCCUGUGGGCAGUACUAGGAUCCCCCCCCGACUGGGACAGAGUCUGACAUAUCCAACAUCCUGGAACCAGAAUAGGGGACCAAACACUGGGAGAGUUCAGAGGGGAAGCAGAGAUGGCUUCCUGGAGACAAGGGCAUUUUCGCUGGGGCUUUGGCGUAUGAAUAGGAGUUCGGCAAGCAGCUAGCUAAAUGAGGAGGAAAAGUCGGAGAAGGUCUGAGUUGAGUCACGCUUGGAGCCCCCUUGGGGGUGGUUCAGAGGGCAGGUGUCUCUGUCGAGGCCACGCAGGGUGGUCUAGCAGGUUGAGGUGGCCCAGGAAUGAGAUACUCAAAAAGCAAGACACAGAACCAAGUGAGCCUAUGGGUGGCAGGAGCAGCAGCUCCAGCCUUUGAAGAUUCUGAAAGCUGGAAAUUUCGGGCCCAAGCUGGCGCCAGGACAUGGGGCUGCCUGGUCGUUCGGAGGUCCCAGGGAACGGAUAGAUGAGACCAGAUAUGUAGCUUGCAAAAUGACCCUAUGGAGCCCCAUGGUGGAGCAGUGAACCAGGCCCUGGGGACAGGGGUCAGCCGGGGGUGACACACAUGGGGGGUGGGAAGUUGCACUUCCUAUGUCCUGAAAGAGAAAAAGGUCAGAGGUUAGAUGGAGAAGCCCCUAUGCAGAGUCUCAGCUCUGGCUGGGGCAGGACCCCACCUGGGACUCGAACAUUUCUGAUAAGCCUUAAGACUUUAUUCUCUUUUGUACAGUUAUUUUUUUACAUAAUAAAAGCCUGGAUGGAUUGGA
Molecule: messenger RNA, 2905 nt
Organism: Tupaia belangeri chinensis (Chinese tree shrew)
Lineage: Eukaryota; Metazoa; Chordata; Mammalia; Scandentia; Tupaiidae
Gene: ARRDC2
Product: arrestin domain containing 2
Exons: 8
Coding region: 525-1865 (446 amino acids)
Biological process (GO): protein transport
Cellular component (GO): plasma membrane; cytoplasm
Source: RefSeq, a predicted model, not a curated record